GGAAUGCCUGGGCUUUCUUCUCUCUUGGUGACUCCCCUCGGGCCCCAUAGCCUUUCGCUACUCUUAAGAGUUUCCCUUCCCAUCCCAUUUUUCCUUUCUUCUCUUUUACCCUCUCCCCAGAUUUUCACUCCCACUGUGCUUUAAUUCAGCGUACUUGAUAUUCCUCGCAAUCUGUCGCAUCUCGCAAAAUUUUAUCUCUGUCUCAUUGACUAUCGCGCAUACAAUUUCAACCCAUCCAACUCCAUAAUCGCUUAAUCAACACGACGAGACAGCACAACAAGAGAAGAAAAAUACAACCACCACAGAGCAACCGCCAAUCAUGGCCGUAGCAACCAUCGACAUUAUGCCGAAGCAGGCAUCCUCCUCUCCUCUGUCCUCCAACAACCCCUCCAUGAACAAGCGCUGGCCCCCUCUUGCCGACAAGACCUCCCUGCCUUACAAGCUCACUACCCUGUCACGCCAGAAGCUCGCCCGGGAGGCCACUGCCCCAGACCCAGAUAUCAGACGGUGCCUCGGCCACUUCCGCCUGCACGUUAUCUCCAUGGAGUGGGCACAGAAGGACAUGACUACUCGAAUCAACUCUUUCGAACUGGAGGAUGACGAGUCCGAAGAGGAGGAGGAAGACAGCAAGCGUGACGACGCUAAGGAGAAGGAUUCUGAUGAGAGUGACUCCACCGAAGAUGAGAAGGAAGACUCCGAGACCAAGGCCAAAGAGGGUACUGCUACCGACGCCCCUUCGGACAAGGAACCCGUCCAGGUGACCUUCACCGUCUCCUUCGACCAAUCUGCUCCAACUCCUCCCUCUCCAUCCGAUGAUAAAGAACAAGGUCUCUUGGAGAAAGGCCGCAACUGUCUAGAGAAGACAAAACACCUUUGGCAAUCACCUGCGCAGUGCAUACCCGUUCGCAUUGCCGGGUAACUGGGCAAGCCAUUCACAACCAUCCACUACCAACACGCGUACUGGGGACACCACCUACCCGCAGCAAAACAUACGCAUAAUCUCCACUUACGAAGUUACGAAGCAACGAAUCUCAUUUUUUUUCAUUUCCAUAUACAUAUUUCAGACCGGAAGCGCAAGCGCAGCAGGAUCGGAGUUUACAGGGAGUUCACAACGAACCACAUCAUCGACAAUCAAUCAAUCAUGUAUCUAAUAGAAAAAGUCGCUCACAUGAACAUGUCACCACAUGUUUGAAUAUUUAUAUAAUAAAUAGCCAACCAAAAAUUCAAAAAACCAUUCAAUAAAGAA
Aspergillus caelatus is the source of this 1246-nucleotide messenger RNA. RefSeq lists its product as uncharacterized. Lineage: Eukaryota; Fungi; Ascomycota; Eurotiomycetes; Eurotiales; Aspergillaceae. The coding region runs from base 320 to 919 and encodes 199 amino acids. The transcript has a single exon. The record is from RefSeq and is a predicted model, not a curated record.